This is a messenger RNA of Ziziphus jujuba (common jujube), 2107 nucleotides long. Its product is annotated as rhodanese-like domain-containing protein 8, chloroplastic. The transcript is spliced from 7 exons. The record is from RefSeq and is a predicted model, not a curated record. The coding region runs from base 684 to 1625 and encodes 313 amino acids. Lineage: Eukaryota; Viridiplantae; Streptophyta; Magnoliopsida; Rosales; Rhamnaceae.
UUGGAAUUGGACGUAGAAUUCCCGUGCAAUGCUGCAAGUGCAGAGAUGUGGAGGAAGAUGAUUUAGUGGUUGUCAACUUUUAUCGUUUUGUAUUCAUCAAAGACCCACUUGCUGAGGUUGCCAAGCACCUCUCCUUCUUAAAGGUUCGGAAUUCAAUUUAAGAAAGAUUGUGUAAACAGCAAUUUUUAUACUAAACAUGUGUUUGCUUUUCUGGCUCAUUUUUUGUUUUAAAUAUUUUUCUAUAAAAUGGUAUAAUUGCCCAUAUUCAUAGACCAAAAGUGAAGCGUGAACUAGAUUUGAAUAUGUCAUGAACAAUCCUUGUGUUUACAUUUUUUGAGAAUUCCUACUGGGAAUCGAAUUAAAUUCUACUGGAAUAAUGUUCUUUGUGAGUUUGUAUUCCUUAAGUCCUUGGAUCACCAUGUUGAAUGCUAAAAAUAGUAGUUGGGUUGGGGUGGCUCGUAGGUGAAAUGUCACCAAAGAAAAGAAAUGAAAAAGUUCCAUUUGGAAAAUAUCUGUUGGAACUUCCUAUGAUGAUGAUAGAAUGGGCUGGUCGUAUAUUUUCACCAUAGAAGUUGACAAAAUAACACCCUUGUAAGACUUGAAUGCAGCCGUGGUUAUCUUAGUUUAUAUGUUACAGGGCUUUGAUAUAAAAGGUCGAAUCUAUCUGAACGAACAAGGGAUUAAUGCACAGUGGCCCUUCAAAAGAAGCUCUUGCAUAUGUUGAAUGGCUAAAGGAAGAUGAGAGAUUUUCCGACAUCUUAAUUCAGGUUUCUCCAGCACUAAAUGGGCAUGCCUUUCCAAAAUUGAAGUUGCGGUACAAGCCCUCAUUAGUUCAGAUGGAAGGAGGUAUUACCCAUCUUCCUUUGCUUGACCCUUCAAUGAGAGCAACACCUCUAGCACCAUCUGAAUGGAGAAAAAGAUUAGAUGCAAUGAAUACAAUAGAUGGUCCAUCAAAUGAAAAUCUCAAUAUCAAUUAUAUUCUAUUAGAUGUGAGAAAUGGUUAUGAGUGGGAUAUUGGUCAUUUUCAUGGAGCUCAACGGCCUGAUGUGGACUGCUUUAGGAGCACUUCAUUUGGGCAAUCACAGACAGAGGUCACUGCUUCAGAUCCUUUAGCCAAUGUUGAUAAAGAAAACACAGAUAUUUUGAUGUAUUGUACUGGAGGUAUCCGUUGCGAUGUAUAUUCUACGAUUCUAAGGAAACGGGGCUUUAAAAAUUUGUACACAUUAGAGGGAGGUGUAUCUCAUUAUCUGAAGAAUGUAGGCCCUAUUGAAUGGGUUGGGAAUUUGUUUGUUUUUGAUUCCCGUCUUUCUCUUCCCCCUUCUACCUACAAGCCUGAAGUUGUGACUGAAGCAACAAAGAAUCAACAAGUUUCUAAGAACGAUACAUUUGCUAGAUGCUUCAUCUGUGGUUCACAAGUCCGUGAGUUGAGGCAUAGGAACUGUGCAAAUCUUGACUGCAACCUGCUUUUUCUAUGUUGUAUGGAUUGCGUGAAGGAUUUAAGAGGAUGUUGCUGUACUAAUUGUACAACUGCUCCUCGACUUAGACCUGUUCUUCAUGGGCAUCAAAGAUACAAAAAGUGGCAUAUAUACAGAGAUUCAGAGUUGCCGACCAAAUUGACAGCUUGAUGGAAUUCAUUAUACUGUUUGAUGUUUGAGGAGGGUGUUCAUACAUUAAACAGCUCAAACCAAUCAUUCAAUCAGGCAAGGGUAGCAUUCAUGUUCGUUUGGUUUGUUAAGGUCAGAACAUCUCCAUUUUCUAGCAAGAGAGCCAGAGUUUAUUGCAAAGUUAAGAUAAGCAUUCCCCAUGGUUGAGAUCUUCAGAAAAAGCUCUUCCUAAAAGGAAAAUGAAUACGAAGAUAGGUGCUGGAAACCGAAGAACACCGCAAACUGAAUCACCUUGCAAGCUUACUAUUCAAAAGAAAAAAAAAAAAAGAAAAAAAGAAAAAAGUGCUUUUCCUUUCUCAUUCAUUUUUUAGCAGGCUCUUGUUAUUCAUCAAUGAUCAUCCAUUCUUGAACAAAAACAUGCUUGGAGAAUGAAUGACACUAAUAUGCAGAAACCAUGAUAACAUAAUUUUCUUUUUAUCAUAUGACUAAACUAAUUUGUAUUA